CUCCAGCCACCGAACGAACGCACCGCGCAGUUUGAGAAAAUGAUCCCGAACACACUCAGAGCCCUUCUCGAACGCUUGCAGCCACCGCAUAAAGACGAUCUGUGUGACGUGUGCCAGCUAAAAGGCAUUGAAACGCCACUCCCUAAUUUCAGCGCUCGCUUCUCGUGCGAAGAUUGCAUUCCGAGCCCCGCUUUCUGCACAGAAUGCGUCAAGAAAUGGCACCACUUCACACCGUUCCAUCGCCUGCUCGAAUGGAAGACACAGAAACAAACCUGGCUGAAUACAACACUAUGCAACUUGGGCGAUAUCAUCGUCAUCGGGCACCCUGACGGCAGCAAAUGCGCAGCCACGUCGCAAGAGACGCCGCUCACCAUCAUCCACGAGCACGGGUUCUGCGUCGAUUACAAGGUCUGCUACUGCAAAUGCAGGGGCGGGGCAGAAACGCUUCAACGACCUCUUCGUCUGCUGGAACAUGGUAUAUUCCCAGGAUCGUGGUCCAACAAUGUUGGCACCGCAUACACCCUCAACGCGUUAAAGAUUCUCGACGCGAAUCUCGUUCAAGCCCAGUCCAGCAUGCACGAUCUCUUCAUUGUGCUCACACGUUUGACGGACGAGAUCGCAAGAUUGGACACUCUCGACCGCGCAAGGCAACUCUUGACCGCGAUGCGAGAAUACAACUUCCUUAUGACGUGCAUGCGGCACGGGGUGGUACCAGAGGCCGGGAAACCUCUGGAGAGGAACACGUUGGCGUUGGCGUGCCCUCUGUGCCCACAGCCGGGCAUCAAUAUGCGUCCAGGUUACCAAAACAGGGAUAAAAAAUACCAGUGCGUGCUUCGUACUUGCGGGAGAACACCGCUAACAUCCAGGGCCAGAUACCUCGACACACCGUACAUCAGGAAAACCCCCACUUGCUAA
Molecule: messenger RNA, 915 nt
Organism: Epithele typhae
Lineage: Eukaryota; Fungi; Basidiomycota; Agaricomycetes; Polyporales; Epitheliaceae
Exons: 3
Source: RefSeq, a predicted model, not a curated record